This is a messenger RNA of Hydractinia symbiolongicarpus, 3828 nucleotides long. RefSeq names its product serine/arginine-rich splicing factor 6-like. The coding region runs from base 1385 to 2128 and encodes 247 amino acids. NCBI's taxonomy places the organism in Eukaryota, Metazoa, Cnidaria, Hydrozoa, Anthoathecata, Hydractiniidae. The transcript has 14 exons. Gene Ontology annotation, molecular function: nucleic acid binding. The record is from RefSeq and is a predicted model, not a curated record.
UUUUUUUCUGAAUCAUUUUGUGUAUACACAAAUAUAGUUGGUAUGUAGUCAGGAUGUGCAGGAUCUUUUACUGGUUUCCCUAAUAAAGAAAAACAAAUACUGUACCUAGCUAGCUAGCUAAACAAUGCCAGCCUAAAAGAGUUACUAAUCUCUUAUAAUAUAGCACAGAGCAUGGUCUAUUUUACAAUGAAGAGAGCUUUCUUAUUAAUAAAAUUUUAUAAAUAACACUUACCAGUUGUAAAAUGUUUCCCACAGAGAUAAACAUUUUUUCCAGUUGGGUUCCAGUCAGCAGUACCAUCUUUGUUUUUCCUUUUACAUGCACUUAUCCACAUUUUUCUUCGUUCUGGGUUGUUAUUCGGAAAUCCAUUAAAUUAUGGUUUGAACAACCAAAAGCAGCACAACUAUUUGGCAUUUUAAAAACUUCUAUGUGUUCACUCCAGCUUCGCUAGGUUAAAAUGACUGCUCCAGGAGAGUUUGUUUUCACUGCAGUAAAUCGCGCAUGCGCAGAAAAUUACCGUCAGUGAUUAACCCGGAUCCGAGCAGCACAACUAUUUGGCAUUUUAAAAACUUCUAUGUGUUCACUCCAGCUUCGCUAGGUUAAAAUGACUGCUCCAGGAGAGUUUGUUUUCACUGCAGUAAAUCGCGCAUGCGCAGAAAAAUACCGUCAGUGAUUAACCCGGAUCCGAGAAUUCUGAUUGUCGAACAGCAAUCUGAUUAAGAAGUUGUUGCUCUUCUGUUUGUAAACUUUCCCUUAGGAAUAGCUCUUCCUGUUCUAAGACAGCCAGCUGAUUUCGAAGAGCAGCUAGCUGAGACGGUGAAGAAGAUUUGUUUGGGUUGUUUAGGUGAGACUGCAGAGGCGAAGAUCUUUGGAUUGAAGACAUUGGGUUAUUAGCGAUAGUUGAGGAAAGUGUUGAAGCAGCUGAUGUGACAGUGUUGGUAGCGCUAGAACGACGACCUGGACAGUGACGACUGGGAAUACCAAAGUCGUGUAGAGCCAGAAGUGCCUUGCAGCCAGAACAUUUUGGGAUACGUUUCUUUUUGAGUGUGGACGAUUCCUCAAGAGCGACAGACAUUGCAGCAGAUUGGAAGGUUUGAGAAGUUGAAUCUUCAUCUUCUGAGCCAUCUGGCGUUUGAGUAGGUGAGAUAAAAUAUAACAGCAUCCAUAUAGGUGAUAAAUUCAUGUUUAAUUAGCCAAAGAUUGGUUUGAUUGCAAAUUGAUUGAUUAGAUAUAAGUGGAUUAAUAAGCAGCAGACAUAAGAAAAACUGCUAGAACUGAAAAGGAAAACCAUGAGGCAACUGCAGCUUAAAUACUAGCAAGACUGCUGACCAAAAUAUAUGCUGCUGACCAGAAAAGGCACAUAGAUAUGCCUUCAUUGAAUUUUCCAUGGUUGAAUCUGUACCUACUGCUCUGCAGUAUAAUGGAGUUUUAUUUGGAAAUCGUUCUCUUAAAGUAACUCAUGCGAAGAGCCCCGUUGUGAAGCCCGAGAGUGAACGGAUUGCAACAGGUAGAUCUACAAUAAGAACUAUGCGUGAUGUUGUAAAACGCCCCACUUUCGACCGUGAAACAAGAUCAAGUUUAUUUGAUGUUAAGUCGAUUCCAAACGACUUUACUGGUAAUUAUAGAUCGCCUACAAGAAGACGCAGUCGAUCCCGAACCCGACGAUCCAGAUCUCGGUCCCGUUCUAGACGUCGCAAGUCAAGGUCUAGAUCUCCAAAGCGUAGAAGGUCCCGUACUAGAUCUCCAGUGCGGCGAAGAAGAAGCUAUUCAAGUGCAGCUUUGGACAAAACAAUAACAAGAUCUCCAAGACGCAGUAGUAGACGAAGUCGCAGUCCAUCUCGUUCAAGUGCGGCUUUGGACAAAACAAAGGCUGGAUCUCCCAGACGAAGCAGUAGACAAAGUCGAAGUAGAUCUCGCUCAAGGUCUCUAAAACGUCGAAAAUCAAGAUCUCGUUCCAGAGAUCGACGCAAAAAACGAAAGUCUGUUUCCAAAUCUUCAUCGCGGUCUCCUAGAAGACAAUCCAGAAAAAAAUCAAAAUCAAGAUCUCGUUCUCCUGCAAGAAGAAAAUCCCGGAAAUCAACUUCCAAGUCUCCUGAUAGAUCAUCCUCCAAGUAUGUAUAUGAUCACUGACUUGUUGUUAUUUGUCACUUGAUACAAGUUGUCGUCAGAAUUUGUUUAAAUUACGAUUUCUUCAUUAUCUAAUAAAGAAAUACUGUAUGUUGGCAAUAUCACAGAUACUAAUGUGUCUCAUUUUUCCCAAAUAGACUAGAAAUGUAAUUUGCGAAAUUCCUAUCUUGAAAAUAUGAUAGUUCUUGCGUGCUUGUGUAUUGGAUUCCUUGUUACCUUGGUUGUUUCUUUAUCUAUUUUUGGUUUUGUGAAUUCUGAAAUGGCUAAGUUAUACAAAUUGUAUAAUUAAGAUCUUCCUCUUCUUGUUUUUUUUGGACUUUUACAAUUGGACAAAAAAAUUUAAAUUUGUCAAACUUCAUUACCUAAAUGUAGAUAAAUGUUGAUUCUACAUGGUUGCUUUAAUGAUUUCAAGAGAAUAAAGUAACAUAAAUAAGUUAGAUAGCAAUUCUGCAGCAUCAGCUUCAAAGUAUUGUGGAUCCGCCUGUUCAACCUUAUUAAAUAUUAUUCGUAUUUUUUAAUUAAAUUAAUAAAAAUGUUUUGCCAGGACUGAUUUCUGCUCUAAAGAGGAUAAAAACAUGGCAAAAAGUGCGCACCUGACUGGAAAUAAAGUUGAACAAAGCAAAAACAGACUGAAACGUUAAAGAAUUGUUGUAUUUCCUCAAUUUAAAGUUGAGUUUACUGCCGUUUGCUACGAGAUGUUUGGAAGCAGAUUCGAUUAAAAAAGAACAAAUGUUUGUUAAAAUAAUCAACUCAAAGUUUUUAUUUAAGAUUUUUUUUUUAUAAUCCAAAUCCUGUAGCCAAUGUUGUUUUCGUGGCUGUCAAAAUUAGAUGGCUACUUAUUUGGAUCUAGAUACUAAAAAUAUAAUUUUAACAAUAGAUAUCUAAAUUAUUUUGUAGUUGACACUCAAGUUAACAAUUAAAAUAUUGACGUUUUCCUUAAUCUGACUUUUACAGCGGACAGUUAUAGCUAGCUAGCUAUUUACAGAGAUAUGCAAAAAAAUCACAAGUAAAAAGUUACCCUAAAAUAAAUUGUCACGCUACCUAUCCAAACUGAGUAUUGUUUGUAGUAGCCAUCUGCUAUUGAAUUUUUUAGAAUUUAUUACUUUAAGAGGAUUUGGUGUGGAUUUAUUAGGUGAAAUGGAAAAUGAUGUAACAAUCUUUUUAUAAUAUGCUAUGAAUAUUCUCACUUACUAUUCACUUAUAUUAUAGUUAUAUAUCAUUAUAAAACGUAUUUUUUCUAUUUUUAUGUUUUUAUUCCAUACAUUUGCAACAUUUGAUACCUAUAUUCUGCAAAAAUAUUAAACUCAAAAUUAUUUGUGCAUCAUUUUUUUUGAAUAAUGGAAAUAUAAUGGUAACAAACAUGUGUCAGAUAUAAUAAAAAAGUAGCUAGGAAAAGUUGUUUGCAAGCUGGUCACUUAGUUUUCCUCAAUACCAACUUAAAAGAAUGCAUCAGGGUGAAUAAUUUUUUUUUUAUGUUAUAAGCUAAAGUUACUCAUUCACAAACAAAAAGCACUGGUAUUUCGUAGCACGUUUUCAAAAGCAUUGAUGAGUGCUUACGUUUCGGUGUGUUUAAAAGUAGAAGUAUUUGAUGCUGCUUUUACAAUGCCGGAUCAGAUGUUUAAAAUUAUUGUUUAGUUUGUGCAUGCAGUAUUUUUUACCAUUGAUAAUCCUCUCAACCUAUAUAACUUGAUUCAUUUUUUUAA